This is a messenger RNA of Euleptes europaea (tarantolino), 2044 nucleotides long. RefSeq names its product WASP like actin nucleation promoting factor (gene WASL). Bases 12 to 1523 code for a protein of 503 amino acids. NCBI's taxonomy places the organism in Eukaryota, Metazoa, Chordata, Lepidosauria, Squamata, Sphaerodactylidae. The transcript has 11 exons. Gene Ontology annotation, cellular component: endoplasmic reticulum membrane; nucleus; cytoplasm. Gene Ontology annotation, biological process: actin filament organization. Gene Ontology annotation, molecular function: actin binding; microtubule binding. The record is from RefSeq and is a predicted model, not a curated record.
GGCCGGCCGCCAUGAGCAACAGCCAGCAGCAGCCCCCGCCGCCCCGGCGGGUCACCAACGUGGGCUCCCUGCUGCUCACCCCGCAAGAGAACGAGAGCCUCUUCGGCUUCCUGGGCAAGAAAUGCGUGACGAUGUGCUCUGCAGUUACUCAGAUUUAUGCAGCAGAUCGCAAUGCCAUGUGGUCAAAGAAGUGCUGUGGUGUAGCCUGCCUUGUGAAAGACAAUCCACAAAGGUCUUAUUUUAUCAGAAUAUAUGAUAUCAAGGAUGGAAAACAAUUAUGGGAACAAGAAUUGUAUAAUAAUUUUGUAUAUAAUAGUCCUAGAGCAUAUUUUCAUACCUUUGCUGGAGAUACAUGUCAGGUGGGUCUUAAUUUUGCUAAUGAAGAAGAAGCUAAAAAAUUCCAGAAGACAAUAACAGACUUACUUGGACGACGCCAACGAAAAUCUGAGAAAAGGAGAGAUCUACCAAAUGGUCCAAGUCUACCAAUGGCAACUGUUGACAUCAAAAACCCAGAAAUCACCACCAAUAGAUUUUAUGGUUCACAAGUCAAUAAUAUCCCCUAUACCAAAGAGAAGAAAAAAGGAAAAGCAAAAAAGAAGAGACUGACAAAGGCAGAUAUUGGAACUCCUAGCAACUUUCAGCAUAUUGGGCAUGUGGGCUGGGACCCAAAUACAGGUUUCGAUGUUAACAACUUGGAUCCAGAGUUGAAAAAGCUAUUUGAUAUGUGCGGAAUUUCAGAGGCUCAGCUGAAAGACAAAGAAACGUCCAAGGUUAUAUAUGAUUUUAUUGAAAAAACGGGAGGAGUAGAAGCUGUUAAAAACGAGUUACGUAGACAAGCUCCUCCACCACCUCCGCCAUCUAGGGGAGGUCCACCUCCUCCUCCACCCCCACAUAGCUCAGGGCCACCCCCUCCUCCUGCUAGGGGAAGAGGAGCUCCCCCGCCUCCUCCAUCAAGAGCUCCAACAGCAGCACCCCCACCUCCACCACCUUCUAGGCCUGGUGCUGCAAUGCCCCCUCCUCCGCCAAACAGGAUGUAUCCUCCUCCCCCACCAGUUCAUUCUUCAACUGCACCCCCUGGCCCACCUCCACCCCCUCCACCCCCAUCAGGUGGUUCAUGUGUGCCACCACCCCCACCUCCUCCUCCACCCCCUCCUGGGCCGCCUCCACCACCUGGUCUUCCAACAGAGGUUGACCACCAGCUUCCAGCUCCUUCGGGAAAUAAAGCGGCUCUCUUAGAUCAAAUCCGAGAAGGUGCACAGUUAAAGAAAGUGGAACAGAACAGUCGGCCGGUCUCCUGCUCAGGAAGAGACGCACUGCUCGAUCAGAUACGACAGGGUAUACAGCUGAAGUCUGUAUCUGAUGGCCAAGAGACUGCAACUCCUACGCCUGCACCCACCUCGGGUAUCGUGGGAGCACUAAUGGAAGUUAUGCAGAAAAGGAGCAAAGCCAUUCAUUCUUCAGAUGAAGAUGAGGAUGAAGAAGAUGAAGAAGACUUUGAGGAUGACGAUGAAUGGGAUGACUGAUCCAAUAUAGUAUAUAUCAUAUAAAUAUAUAUAUUUUUAAGGUGAAUUACUAAACUACUUUCUGUCUAUGGAUUCUGUAAAAUUAUCAUGUAAAUGUUCUACCAAUUUUGCUGUAUAUUUUUGUUGCCUUUUGCUUUUUUAUUAAUCUGUGCAAUACCUCAUUUAAUCUGUAAAGGUUUGUCAUAAUCCUCUACAAAAGCUACUCCCGACUUAAUGUGUGCAAGUUUACAUCAGGUUGCUCAGUGUACAUGUGAAUACUUUCCAUUCCAUCAGAGAAGGGAGUUUUAACUUAAUGUGUGAGACUGACAAACAUUUUAAAUGUAUUUAGUUAUAAUGCAAGAAGGAAAAAAAAAACACUAUUUUCAUACCCUACUUUUUCUGUACCUAAAUUUUCUUAUUAAAACCUAGUAUAGCACUACAUUAUUUAAGCAAUGCAGCUCCUAGUUGAUUAGCCCCUUCAUCUUGGAAACUAUGCUACAUGAAUGAGGCCGACUAAAACAAUGAACUUCAUAACACUACAC